AAGGUGUGACGAUACUGUCGGCUGUAUUUGCUGAUUUGAGUUCAACAGAAAGGAAGUAUACGAGUUCGUUGGAUUAACAAGACGGCGGCUCAGAACACAGAUACAGCUGAGGUGUGACCGACAAAGACGGGUUUCCAGAGGAAGAGAGAUGAGUGCUGAAAUUAGCACCAUCCCCACAUUACAGUUGUAUUUGGAUCCCCUUUGGCCAUCGAGUGUUGGAACCUCUGACAUAGACCCCUCCACCGCAUGGGUUUCAGCACCUAAGUCGCCGUACAAACCUCCUUUGUCUUCCAGCAUUAAUAUGGACCCAUCUCAGCCCAGUCCAACACAAGAAGAGUCCUCAGAACUGAGCUCUGAGUUUCAAACUCAGCUCGAUCUGUUCCUGAAGCUGGGGUUUUCCCAAACUCAGGUUCGUGCCGCUUUCCUGAAACUUGGGCUCCACGCGGACACAAACAAGGUUUUGGGUGAGCUAAUAAAGGCUACUGGGGAAGCAGAGGAUAAAGAUGAUACUACAGCCUCAACAACGCUGGUUUCACGCGGGGAUGGUUCUAGUAAAGUCAGAAGCCCCCAAAACCAGAGUGUAGCAACGGUGAUGAACACUCAGGAGGAGCUGGUGAAGGACGAAGACGCACUCAGACCCAUAGUCAUUGAUGGCUCUAAUGUAGCCAUGAGCCACGGGAACAAGGAAGUGUUUUCCUGUCUGGGAAUUCAGCUGGCAGUGAACUUUUUCCUGGAGCGGGGUCACCUUGACAUCACAGUGUUUGUGCCUUCCUGGAGAAAAGAGCAACCGCGACCUGAUGUACCCAUCACAGAUCAACACAUUCUGCGAGAGUUAGAGCGAAGUAAGCUCUUGGUGUUCACACCGUCCAGAAGGGUGGCCGGAAAACGUGUGGUGUGCUACGACGACCGUUUUAUCGUGAAGUUGGCGUACGAAUCCGAUGGCAUCAUUGUGUCCAACGACACUUACCGGGAUCUGCAAGGAGAGCGUCCCGAGUGGAAACGCUUCAUAGAGGAGAGGCUUCUCAUGUACUCCUUCGUCAAUGACAAGUUUAUGCCUCCGGAUGACCCUUUGGGAAGACAUGGACCCACCCUGGACAACUUUCUCAGAAAGACUCCACGUAUACCCAAAAAACAGCCCUGUCCUUAUGGAAAGAAGUGCACUUACGGAAACAAGUGCAAGUUCCAUCAUCCCGAGCGAACCAAACAAUCCCGUGCCCUGGCCGAUGAGCUCAGAGACAAGGCCAAAAUUUCAUCGGCACCACACAAAUCUCCAGUUCCCAGUCAGAGUCCGUCUCUGGAGGAAACCAUAGAGCAGAAACUCUCCCUGGAUCCGUGUGGAUCUGUCAAAAAAAGUUACGCCAGUGAAAAUGUCAUCAUCAUUAACGCAAGCCCACAACCAACCCAGCGCAAGUUUCCAAUGAAGAAAGAGCGUCGACAUUCCCCAACAAGUCUAGAAUCGUUCCCCAAUGGAUCUCAGGAGCGUUUGGAUUCUGGCUUGGGCUCCUACGAAUGCCAUACUUCAGAAACUCCCCACUGCGACCAUAGGAAAUCCAAACCAUCCAGCGGUGGGAGGCAUCGCUACAUUCCACCCAAUAGCCAGCCUUGUAGUUGCUGUUCUUACCAAUCCUACCAAUCCCAGCACCACAGCAGCUCCCCUAACCCAGGUUACAAUCAGCCCAGGUAUCACUCCUAUGGAGGAGGUCCAGUUUACCCACACUCAAACAUGCACCAGUAUUCGUUUCCACACAACAGAGGUCCUCCCCCUCAUCAAGGCUACUGGUCGGACCAUUAUGGUGCCUAUCCUCCAACAUCCCACAAUGCCAUGCAGUCGGAGAGAGGACACGGACACUGGUCUCCAUCCAAUCACAGUCCUCAGUGGUCCGAACGGGAGCAGGUGAGGAAGAAAUUACUAGCGAUUUUUAAUGCACGUUUGGUGGACAGAGCCAUGGACAUGUUCCCAUAUCUUCUGGACCCACAAAGACUUGCCGCAGAGAUUUUGACACUUCAGUCUCAGGAUGGAGCUUUAUGAGAUUAUUUGUAUUCAUCGAAGGUCUAGAUAGUAAUGCUAGAUCCUGGCACUUAAUGUGCCACGUCAAGUUCUCAGUUUAGUGUAUCUAAAGUAACCUUAAAGUCUCAUUAGUCCUCAAUGAGCGCUUCACAUCAGAUGUGUUCUGAUGAGCUGUUUUUGCCGAGUCAUCCCAUAUCGUAA
This is a messenger RNA of Danio rerio (zebrafish), 2209 nucleotides long. RefSeq names its product zinc finger CCCH-type containing 12Ab (gene zc3h12ab). Lineage: Eukaryota; Metazoa; Chordata; Actinopteri; Cypriniformes; Danionidae. The record is from RefSeq and is marked predicted. Gene Ontology annotation, molecular function: metal ion binding.